This is a messenger RNA of Ailuropoda melanoleuca (giant panda), 5151 nucleotides long. RefSeq names its product Janus kinase 1 (gene JAK1). Gene Ontology annotation, biological process: cell surface receptor signaling pathway via JAK-STAT; intracellular signal transduction; growth hormone receptor signaling pathway via JAK-STAT. Gene Ontology annotation, molecular function: ATP binding; growth hormone receptor binding; non-membrane spanning protein tyrosine kinase activity. The coding region runs from base 276 to 3980 and encodes 1234 amino acids. The transcript is spliced from 27 exons. The record is from RefSeq and is a predicted model, not a curated record. Lineage: Eukaryota; Metazoa; Chordata; Mammalia; Carnivora; Ursidae. Gene Ontology annotation, cellular component: membrane; cytosol; cytoskeleton.
GGCGGGGCGGGGCGGGAGCGUCGCGGAGCGCAGGCCGCGGCGGCGGCGGAGUAGGUAGCAGCCGCAGAUAGUGCGGGCCUGCGCCCCAGCCCUGGUCGCUGGUCCCGCGCCCCCACCUCAGCCCCGGGCGCGCGCACGCCGGGGCCCUGCGGGGCUGGCUGCUGAGCGAGUAGGCAGCCGGACCUGCGCAGCCACCCGGAGCACCCCCUGGGCCCAGGAGCACACGGAAGUGUCACAAACCAGUUUGGUGAGAAGAGCCCACGUUUUGGUUUUGGAUGACCUGUAUGCAAGUCUCAGCUCCAUCACUUGCUAACUGGAUACCCUUGGGCAAGUCACUUAAAUUCUCUGGACACCUCUUUCUUCAUCUGUUACAACGGCCCAGCUCUAAACGGACUUUGGAAAGUAGAGAAGAAAAUCCAGUCUGCUUUUUGGAGGACAUUGGACAGCCGAAUAAAUGCAGGGUGAAAGGUUAUAACACCAUCUCUGAGUUCUUGCCACGCCUGUAUAGGAUCUCAAGGACGAAGUAUCUAAAUAUAAAAGAGGACUGCAAUGCCAUGGCUUUCUGUGCUAAAAUGAGGAGCUCCAAGAAGACCGAGGUGAAUCUGGAGGCUCCCGAGCCAGGGGUGGAAGUGCUCUUCUAUCUUUCGGAUAGGGAGCCCCUCCGGCUGGGCAGCGGGGAGUACACGGCGGAGGAGCUCUGCAUCAGGGCCGCGCAGGAAUGUUGUAUCUCUCCUCUGUGUCACAACCUCUUUGCUCUGUAUGAUGAGAACACCAAGCUCUGGUAUGCCCCGAAUCGCACCAUCACUGUUGACGACAAGACAUCGCUCCGGCUCCACUACCGGAUGAGAUUCUAUUUCACCAACUGGCAUGGGACCAAUGAUAAUGAGCAGUCUGUAUGGCGACAUUCUCCAAAGAAGCAGAAAAAUGGCUAUGAGAAAAAAAAAGUCCCAGAUGCAACCCCUCUCCUCGACGCCAGCUCUCUGGAGUAUCUGUUUGCUCAGGGACAAUAUGAUUUGGUCAAAUGCCUGGCUCCCAUUCGAGACCCCAAGACCGAGCAGGAUGGGCAUGAUAUCGAGAAUGAGUGUCUGGGCAUGGCAGUCCUGGCCAUCUCCCACUACGCUAUGAUGAAGAAGAUGCAGUUGCCAGAACUGCCCAAGGACAUCAGCUACAAGCGAUAUAUUCCAGAAACAUUGAAUAAGUCCAUCAGACAGAGGAACCUUCUCACCAGGAUGCGGAUAAAUAAUGUUUUCAAGGAUUUCUUGAAGGAAUUUAACAACAAGACUAUUUGUGACAGCAGCGUAUCUACUCAUGACCUGAAGGUGAAAUACCUGGCCACCUUGGAAACUUUGACAAAACAUUAUGGCGCUGAAAUAUUUGAGACUUCCAUGUUACUGAUUUCAUCAGAAAAUGAGAUGAAUUGGUUUCAUCCGAAUGACAGUGGAAACCUUCUCUACUAUGAAGUGAUGGUAACUGGAAAUCUUGGAAUCCAGUGGAGACAGAAACCAAAUGUUGUUCCUGUUGAAAAGGAAAAAAACAAACUGAAACGGAAAAAGCUGGAAAAUAAACACAAGAAGGAUGAGGAGAAAAACAAAAUCCGGGAAGAGUGGAACAAUUUUUCUUACUUCCCUGAAAUCACUCACAUUGUAAUAAAGGAGUCUGUGGUCAGCAUCAAUAAGCAGGACAACAAAAAAAUGGAACUGAAGCUCUCAUCCCAUGAAGAGGCCUUGUCCUUUGUGUCCCUGGUAGACGGCUACUUCCGGCUCACAGCAGAUGCCCAUCAUUACCUCUGCACCGAUGUGGCUCCCCCGUUGAUCGUCCACAACAUACAGAAUGGUUGUCACGGUCCAAUCUGCACGGAAUAUGCCAUCAAUAAGUUGCGGCAAGAAGGAAGCGAGGAGGGGAUGUAUGUGCUGAGGUGGAGCUGUACCGACUUUGACAAUAUCCUCAUGACUGUCACCUGCUUUGAAAAAUCUGAGGUGCUGGGUGGCCAGAAACAGUUCAAGAACUUUCAGAUCGAGGUGCAGAAGGGCCGCUACAGCCUGCACGGCUCGGACCGCAGCUUCCCCAGCCUGGGGGACCUGAUGAGCCACCUCAAGAAGCAGAUCCUGCGCACAGACAACAUCAGUUUCGUGCUGAAGCGCUGCUGCCAGCCCAAGCCCCGAGAGAUCUCCAAUCUGCUUGUGGCUACUAAGAAAGCCCAAGAGUGGCAGCCUGUCUACCCCAUGAGCCAGCUGAGUUUUGACCGGAUCCUCAAGAAAGAUAUUGUGCAAGGCGAGCACCUCGGGAGAGGCACACGGACACACAUCUACUCUGGUACCCUGGUGGAUUACAAGGAUGACGAAGGAACUGCGGAAGAAAAGAGAAUAAAAGUGAUCCUCAAAGUCUUAGACCCCAGCCACAGGGACAUUUCUCUGGCCUUCUUUGAGGCAGCCAGCAUGAUGAGGCAGGUCUCGCACAAACACAUCGUGUACCUCUAUGGCGUCUGUGUCCGAGAUGUGGAGAAUAUCAUGGUGGAGGAGUUUGUGGAGGGGGGGCCCCUGGAUCUCUUCAUGCACCGGAAAAGUGAUGUCCUCACCACACCAUGGAAGUUCAAAGUUGCCAAGCAGCUGGCCAGUGCCCUGAGUUACUUGGAGGAUAAAGACCUGGUCCACGGAAACGUGUGCACGAAAAAUCUUCUCCUGGCCCGCGAGGGCAUUGACAGUGAGUGCGGCCCGUUCAUCAAGCUCAGUGACCCUGGCAUCCCCAUCACUGUGCUGUCCAGGCAAGAGUGCAUAGAACGAAUCCCAUGGAUUGCUCCAGAGUGUGUUGAAGACUCCAAGAACCUGAGUGUGGCUGCUGACAAAUGGAGCUUUGGAACCACACUCUGGGAAAUCUGCUACAAUGGCGAGAUCCCUCUGAAAGACAAGACCCUGAUUGAGAAAGAGAGAUUCUACGAAAGCCGGUGCCGGCCAGUGACACCAUCUUGUAAGGAGCUGGCUGACCUUAUGACCCGCUGCAUGAACUAUGACCCCAACCAGAGACCUUUCUUCCGAGCCAUCAUGAGAGACAUCAAUAAACUGGAAGAGCAGAAUCCAGACAUUGUUUCUGAAAGAAAGCCGGCAACCGAAGUGGAUCCCACACAUUUUGAAAAGCGGUUCUUGAAGAGGAUCCGUGACUUGGGAGAGGGCCACUUCGGGAAGGUCGAGCUCUGCAGGUAUGACCCUGAGGGGGACAAUACUGGGGAGCAGGUGGCAGUCAAAUCCCUGAAGCCCGAGAGUGGAGGUAACCACAUAGCUGAUCUGAAGAAGGAAAUUGAAAUCCUAAGGAACCUCUAUCACGAGAACAUUGUGAAGUACAAAGGCAUCUGUACCGAAGACGGAGGAAAUGGUAUUAAGCUCAUCAUGGAAUUUCUGCCUUCAGGAAGCCUUAAGGAAUAUCUUCCAAAGAAUAAGAACAAAAUUAACCUCAAACAGCAGUUAAAAUAUGCCGUUCAGAUUUGUAAGGGGAUGGACUAUUUGGGUUCUCGUCAGUAUGUUCACCGGGACUUGGCAGCAAGAAACGUCCUCGUUGAGAGUGAGCACCAAGUGAAAAUUGGAGACUUUGGUUUGACCAAAGCCAUUGAAACUGACAAGGAGUACUACACAGUCAAGGAUGAUCGGGACAGCCCUGUGUUUUGGUAUGCUCCCGAAUGUUUAAUUCAGUGUAAAUUUUAUAUCGCCUCUGACGUCUGGUCAUUUGGAGUGACUCUGCACGAGCUGCUUACUUACUGUGACUCCGAUUACAGCCCCAUGGCGUUGUUCCUGAAAAUGAUAGGCCCAACUCAUGGCCAGAUGACAGUCACAAGACUUGUGAAUACAUUAAAAGAAGGAAAACGUUUGCCUUGUCCACUUCACUGUCCAGAUGAGGUUUAUCAGCUUAUGAGAAAAUGCUGGGAAUUCCAACCAUCCAAUCGGACAACUUUUCAGAACCUUAUUGAAGGAUUUGAAGCACUUUUAAAAUAAGCAUGAAUAACAUAACAUUUAAACUCCUGUGUAUCAAGUCCUCCUUCCCCAACCAAUACCCAAGCCAUUUAAAAUUUUUAAGGGAAGAAAUUCGUAUUUGGGUAUGUAAGGCACACUGUGGUGCUUAUCAUAUGUAAGUACUUCCCUCUUGAAAUUUGGCACCUGUAACAGAUGACAACCCAAACAGUAGAAAGCACUCCUCCUUUUGGAAAGAAUGGAAAGCACCAUUCUGUUUGGCUAGCGAAACGUCCCAGUUGCAUACCAGAAAACAAAACAAGAGGAGCCGACAAAAGCCCUUGGUCCCAGCUGCCCGUUGAUCCGAAAUGCUUUCCUGGCAGAUAGAGAUUGAUGGACUUAGCCAAUACUCUAACAUGGCCUCAGAUUUCAAUCUCUCUACAGCGAUAGACCAAGCAUUCUUGAAAUAUUAGAUACCAGUUAGUAGACUAUUGUUUCUAUACAAAAAUGAGUGUAUUCUUGUCACCAGUAGGACUUAAACUUUGAGUUGUUUCUUCAGUGGCUUUGCUCCUGUCCCCGUGGGUGACCAGCAGUACUGAUUUUUGAGAAAACUGGUCCGAGCCAGGGGGACAGCUAUGGAAUAGAUACUCUGCUGCAUGUUUAUUCUUGAGAACCAAGCCUGUGCCCGUGCUUUCCUAAACAAACAGUAUACCUUUAAUCAAUCAAUCAGAAUGGACUCCAAGACCUGGGAUACUAGCAUACGUGCUUCUCAGAAAUGUUACUGUAUACCCUUUUCUAACUCUACCACUUUGGGGCAAGCUGUUGCAACAUUGGUUUUGGAUGCUGAAUGCAACCAGUGUUUUCAUACUUAACCAUCCAUAUGCAAGAGUUCAGGAUCUACUAGACAGUUUUCAGUUUGCUUGGAGGUAGCUGGGUAAUCAAUCAAAUGUCUAAUCUCUGAUUCAAUGUGAACCAUAAGAACUUGACGACCAAGAGUGAAAAACUUAACGCUGUCUAGCAUUUGUUUGAUAUCAUUACUUUUCACCUUUUGAGCCUGAAAAAGAAAGAGUUCUGGAUUGUUCAAUGGCAACAAUAAACUUGCCAUUUAAAUUUAUUUGAUAACCCUACCAUCACCAAGGUCUCUGUGUCAAACCUGUGGCCACUCUAUAUGCACUUUGUUUACUCUUUAUACAAAUAAAUAUACUAGAGACUUCAC